AUGUUCUUCCUUCACCCCCCCUCCAUCUCUGGCCUGAAGGCUGGAUUCAAAUCCGCGAUGAGGUUCCUUCACCUCGACGGCGAGAGCAGGAAUCCCCGUGAUGCUCCCGCCGAAUAUCAGAGCCCUAAGGAGUUGCUCAUCUGGACGACGGUCACCACCCCAAACCUCAUGGAGAAGGCUACAGCUAGCGGGCUGUUCUUCCUCAUCCGGCAGGAGGGCUUCCCAACCGGGAAGAUUGUAACGGAAGGGGUUGAGGCGGAUUUUCGCACGGAGAACGUGCAGCUUCGUGGGGGGCAGGUUGUGCACGUGGAGGUCAAGAUUUUGGGAGGUAGCUGGGACUGGAGACAUGUAGGAAAAGAACCUAUGUAA
Molecule: messenger RNA, 369 nt
Organism: Tricharina praecox
Lineage: Eukaryota; Fungi; Ascomycota; Pezizomycetes; Pezizales; Pyronemataceae
Exons: 2
Coding region: 1-369 (122 amino acids)
Source: RefSeq, a predicted model, not a curated record